Ramularia collo-cygni is the source of this 768-nucleotide messenger RNA. Its product is annotated as probable oxidoreductase, short chain dehydrogenase/reductase family superfamily. Lineage: Eukaryota; Fungi; Ascomycota; Dothideomycetes; Mycosphaerellales; Mycosphaerellaceae. The transcript is spliced from 4 exons. Bases 1 to 768 code for a protein of 255 amino acids. The record is from RefSeq and is a predicted model, not a curated record. Gene Ontology annotation, molecular function: oxidoreductase activity, acting on the CH-OH group of donors, NAD or NADP as acceptor.
AUGCCUUCCGUUCUCAUCGUCGGGGCUACACGCGGUCUGGGCCUCGAGCUCGUCAAGCAGUAUGCGGCCAAAAACUACACCGUCUCAGGCACAGCCCGCUCGAACCCUGCAAAGGAUGCACCAGACAGCAUCCACUGGAUCAGCGGUGUCGAUGUUGCUGAAGAGACUGCUGGCCGCAAGAUUGCAGAAGGUCUGAAAGGCCAGAAGCAAGACAUUGUCAUCAUCUCUGCCGGAUAUUUUGGCAAGGAGAGCUUUGAUGAGCCGGACUUCGAAGCUGAGGUCACGAUGUACAAGACCUCAGCUAUUGGGCCUGUUUUCAUCGUUCAUGCGUUGGAGAAGGCUGGAUUGCUGGGUAAAGGAUCAAAGGUCAUUUUGGUGUCUUCGGAGGCUGGAAGCAUCACUUUGAGACACGAGAGUGAAGGUGGCGGGAUGUAUGGACAUCACGCGAGUAAAGCUGCGUUGAACAUGGUGGGGAAAUUGUUGAGUUUCGAUUUGAAAGAGAAGGGUGUGGCGGUGGGUUUGGUGCAUCCUGCUUUCAUGAGGACUGAAAUGACGAAGGGUGUUGGAUUCGACAAGUUUUGGGAUGUUGGUGGUGCCGUUACACCAGAUGUCAGUGCUGGUUCGUUGGUUGAAUGGAUCGAGGGGUUCGACAUCAGUAGUACCGGAGAGUAUUGGGCUCCGAGAGGCGCUGGAGACAUUGGCACUGCGGAACCUGCUCUUGGUAAGAAGAAAAGUGAGCUGCCGACUCCGCUGCAGCUACCAUGGUGA